Messenger RNA from Drosophila eugracilis, 537 nucleotides. Its product is annotated as activity-regulated cytoskeleton-associated protein-like. The record is from RefSeq and is a predicted model, not a curated record. The transcript has a single exon. The coding region runs from base 1 to 537 and encodes 178 amino acids. NCBI's taxonomy places the organism in Eukaryota, Metazoa, Arthropoda, Insecta, Diptera, Drosophilidae.
AUGAAAGUGGAAACUCUAGACAGAGUGAUAAGUUGGGGAAUAUGGUACCAGGGCACAUCCAACCCACUGGAGUUCCUAGGCAAGAUGGAGGAAUGGGCCAUGGGAUAUGGCAUAGACAAGGAUGCAUUGGUACAGACGAUGCCAUUUAUCUUGGAAGGCGCCGCAGAGGACUGGUGGAAUACGACGCCAAGUCGGGUAAGGACAUGGGAAGAGCUGAGAAGGGAACUCCUAGAGUACUUCCUACCGCCAAGGUAUCAGGAGCAACUGGAUGUGAAAAUCGGACAACUACGACAGAAGGAGGGAGACCCAACUCGAACAUACGCAAUGGAGCUAAGAAAGCUGAUGAGAUUCACCAUCUACUCGGAGGAGGAAAAACUGGAUAGGAUCUUCAAGAACUGUCGGAGCAAGAUAAAACUAUAUGCACGAAGAUCAGGUUUUGCGUCGCUAUUGGAGGAAAUUGAGGCGGCGGAAAGACAGGGACAACCGGCAGAGGCAAGGGGCCACAGACUUAGGCCAGAAAUCUGUAUGACAUGGUGA